Molecule: messenger RNA, 459 nt
Organism: Paraglomus brasilianum
Lineage: Eukaryota; Fungi; Glomeromycota; Glomeromycetes; Paraglomerales; Paraglomeraceae
Source: the annotation of a GenBank genome assembly
AUGCCACCACCUUUGGACAACUCUGGAUUCAACUACUUUGUUGAGACACCCAGUGAUGAGUGGGAUACUCUAGCAUAUCACAAGGCUUGGCAAAUUCGCGGUUUCCCCAUGGUUAAAUCUACAUUGACAAGAUCAUUUGACAGACAAGUCAACUGGUUCUUAGAACAUGGUCUUCCUGCUGAGAAAAAGAAAGCUAAAUCUUUAAAGAAUCAAUUUAAGAUUGAUGCACAAGAAGGUGGCUGCAUCUUUGAUUUUUGGAAAAGAAUAAUGCAUAGCACUAAACUUGAUGACAUUGAAAUGAAGACUGCCCUCAAUAUUCGGAAGUUCCAGGCACAACAUCAUAUUACUGUUGCCAAUCGAAUGCUUACAGGGAAUGACUACAAUGUUGUUCAAGCUCAGAAGAAUGUUGUUAGUAUUAGUGGCAAGGAACAUAUUGAGAAUAUUCCCAAUUCAAGGUGA